GUGAUCAAUCUGCGCCACAGUCUCGUUUCGCCUCUCUCUCUCUCCUGAUUGAGAUUUGAGAAAGGUCCAAAGGUCAACGAGUUUCUUUUUUGCUUGAGUUUUUCUUAUAUUCUUGAGACAAAGCCAACCCAAGACAUCAGAGACGUCAUUGGAGAUUUGGAUCUCUGGCUUCUCGAGCUAGCUUCCUUUCAACUCCAGAUCACUCUCUCUCUCUGGAAUCUUGGACAGAGAUUGAUCUAUGUAAGUGAAUUUAGAUAAAUAUUCAGUGGCAUUAAAUUGAGGUGUUACUAGAGACCACAUGAAAGAAUGGGGGAAACAAAGGAGUCCUACAAGUAUAUGGUUUUCUUCAUGUAAAUAAUGGGAAGACUGAUAAAAGCAUCUAAGCAAUGGAAUCUUGGAGCUGCUACAGUUUUACCCUACUCGUGGGUUCAUAUGUCAAGGAGAAGACCACCGUUCUCGUGGCAGGCUCAAUUUCUCUCUGUCUCCAAGUGCCCUAAGCUCUGUCUUUUUAUCUAGUGUGGGCUCAAAUCUCUCUGUUGAAGGAAGAACAGUUCCGAUCACCACUGAGUGAGCACUCAUUUUGGUCUUUCCAUCCAGAAAUGACGAGAGUGUAUGAAGACCUCCCUGAGCCUUCAGGGGAGCUAAGUGUUAGUUUUGGUUAUCAGUGCAGCACUGUAAAUCAAGAUGUCUCUUUCUCAAUAACUAAUGAUAUUGAGUUCUCUGCAGAGAUUCAGAAUCAAAACUCCAAAAUGAGGAUAAGGAGCAGUUCCUUUUCUUGUUUGUCUGGUGCUGCUCUUAGUGCUAAUGCUACCUUGGCAAACACAAAUUUAUGUAAUGGUCUCAUAGGGGAGGAAAUCCUGCCUGGUUUGGAUUCUCCAAAUUCAUUCAGACGGAUGGAAUCUUCACCAACUCUUGCACGGUUAGACCUUGUAUCACUGUCAUCUCAGAGUAGUAUGUCUUCCUGUGGUGGAGGUGUCUCUAUGGAGAAUGAUCUUGAAAUUGGAGAAAAUUUGUGGAAAACUAUGAGUGCUCCUACAAGGAUAGAAUCCUCCAGUUUUCUAAAUGCUUUGGAUGUGCAAAUGGCUGGAGGUGCUGCAGGGGAAGACAGAGUGCAAGCUGUUUGUUCUGAAGAAAAUGGAUGGCUGUUUUGUGGGGUAUACGAUGGAUUCAAUGGGCGGGAUGCAGCUGACUUUUUAGCUGGAACUCUUUAUGAAAAUAUAGGGUUUUAUCUGCAUUUACUGGAAUGGCGUACAAGGAGUCAAUGCAAUUCAUUGAAAGGUUGUUCAGGAGAGGAUGGUGAAUUUUCUCAGGCUAAAAAAUGUCAACUUUCUGAAUCUGAGAAGAAAGAAUCCAUCCUUCUACAUUCUUCUGAUGGGGAUCUCCCAAGUGAUUCAUUCCGUCUUGGUGUUCUAGAUUGCCUCCGUCAUGCCCUUGCCCAAGCUGAGAGUGAUUUCAUGUACAUGAUUAAACAGGAAAUGGAAGAUCGACCUGAUUUGGUGUGUGUUGGAUCAUGUGUAUUGGUUGUGCUUCUUCAUGGAAAUGACUUGUAUAUCCUGAAUUUAGGGGAUAGCAGGGCUGUACUGGCAACAGGUGGAAUCGAAGAGGGUAGUUUAGUGAAGGCUGUCCAACUGACAGAAACUCAUACUGUUGACAAUGAAAUGGAGUACAAAAAAAUUUUGGCUGAUCAUCCUGAUGAUUCCUCUCCUAUUAUUGGGGGAAGAGUGAAAGGAAAGCUGAAAUUAACCCGAGCAUUUGGAGUUGGUUACCUUAAAAAGAAAAAGUUGAAUGAUGCACUAAUAGGAAUCCUUCGAGUUCAGAACUUAUGCAGUCCUCCUUAUGUUUAUACUCAACCAUUCACCAAGAGUCAUCGAAUGACCGAGAAUGACCAGUUUGUCAUUUUGGGAAGUGAUGGAUUGUUCGACUUUUUCAGCAAUGAUGAAGUAGUGCAACUUGUUCAUCUGUUUAUUCAAGAUAACCCUUUUGGUGAUCCUGCAAAGCAUCUGGUUGAGCAACUUGUUCUCAGGGCAGCUGAAAAUGCAUGUUUCAGUACUGAGGAGCUGAUGAGUAUUCCUGCUGGAAGGAGGAGAAAGUAUCAUGAUGAUGUGACAGUUAUUGUAAUCAUCCUUGGAAAUAAGCAACGGACUUCCACUGCUUCAACAUCUUUGUAGUGGGCAGCAGUCAUUUCCUUUCGUUUUUUUUUUUUUUUUGUUUUCUUUGUUCAAACUUACUAGUUCAGGUGCUUUAAUGUGCUGUAGCAUUAGAACAUCUAGGAUCACUCUGAAAUGUUUGGUGUAAAUGGAUUAUGUAAUAAUUGGAUAUAAGAAUUGCCCUGCUUAGCUGGGAAUGAGGCUAGGGCAUACAGAUCUUCUCCAUAAUGUAGCACAGUAGCAGAAACUUAAACUGUCCUUUUGAUGUUUAAAGCUGGCAUUUUUAAAAUUGCAUAUUGGUCAGAAUUAUUUUUUGAA
Nelumbo nucifera (sacred lotus) is the source of this 2465-nucleotide messenger RNA. RefSeq names its product putative protein phosphatase 2C 39. Gene Ontology annotation, molecular function: protein serine/threonine phosphatase activity. Gene Ontology annotation, biological process: protein dephosphorylation. Lineage: Eukaryota; Viridiplantae; Streptophyta; Magnoliopsida; Proteales; Nelumbonaceae. The record is from RefSeq and is a predicted model, not a curated record.